AUGUUCUUCGGGACAAAUCGGGACGAGGGAGUGCCAGGUUUAACUGAUAAGAAACGGAAAAAUAAAGAUUUCAAGGAUGCCAAGAAGAAAGAUGGCAAUGCUCCUCCAGCUGAUCGGAUUCCGAUGCCGCCUUUACCUGAAAGUGUUCUCAACGAACGGAGGGCUCAGGCUAAAGAAAUGAGUAAAAAGGUAGUCCAUACACUGUUCUUUUACAUUUUUAGUACUCAUUAUGUUUCAUGGCCAAUACAAAGUAAUAUAAAAUAUCAUAGUAAGAACAUAAUUUAAGGUGAAAAUUGGACCUGAGAACCCGCCUUCUGUGUGCUUGUAUACGAUUCUGAAUGCUCCUGGAGGUGUAUGUUCAGCAGCUUUGACAGAAAAUUGUGAAAUGCUAUCAAUUGGCUACGGAAAUUCGUCAAUACAAGUUCAUUCUUUGAACCAGAAAGGACUCCCUCUUCUAAAGUCAUCGUCCGAGUUGGAACAAGUAGACCUUGAAGCGGAGACAGAGCUGACGGAGGAGAUAUUCGACCACAAUUCCAAGGAUGAAGUCGUGGAAUUCACAGUAGGUGUUUGAUUUUCCUAAUUGGCUUUGAAACGACUCGAAUGUUAUAUUAUUCUUGUUUUAUUUGUUUUAGGGACACUUGGGACCAGUUUAUUCUCUGAGCUACUCUCCCGAUCGUCGACUGUUGCUGAGCGGGUCGAGAGAUGAAACGGUCAGAUUGUGGAGUAUCGAAAUGCGUCGCAAUCUGUUGGUCUACAGAAUGGAUGCUCCAGUGCUGAGGUCUUUGUUCUGUUCCAGAGGAUUCUACUUUGCAGUAAGUACGGCGUCGAAGUUGGUGUCGUUAUACUCAUCCGAGAAGAACAUACCAGUUCGUAUCUUCUGUUCAGCUCAGGAGGACGUCACUGGACUUGACUUUCAUCCUAAUUGUAACUACGUUGUGGGAGGGAGUGACGACCAUGAUGUAUAUGUAUGGGAUGUUCUUAAUGCAGCUUGUGUUCGAAAGUUCAGCGGGCACAAGGCUCCGGUUCAUACAGUAAAAGUGAGUUUUUGGCUUAUUUUUUAAUUUUGGUAAUGAUUUUAAGUUUGUGGGCUUUGAUAAGCUGGUAUCUAGCCUUUAAACUAUAUGUACGAGCAAUUUUAUAAAUUUUUACAAAAUAUUGUAGGUAUCACCCGAUGGGCGGUACAUAAUAUCAGUGAGUACGGAUGGUCUGAUGAAUGUGUGGGAUCUGGGCCAGCAAAAGUUGCUUUGUUCUCAGGAAGGUCCCCCCAUCCCCUUUCAAGUCCCCAUUACCUUCUCCAAGGACGGUUCUGUGUUUGUGAUCGGCAGUCCGGAACACGCUGUCAGCUUCUACAACUUCGACCAAGUGACUUCGUACGGGUCGGAAAUGAUGACACCUGAACAACGACUGAAUCCAGAAGGCUUUAACAUGUUCACGUAUCCUACCAAACGAACCUCACCGCUCGACUUCAGCUUCUCCAAGAAGAACACGGUGGUGGGGGUGGGGGCGUUCGAUGUGUGA
This is a messenger RNA of Bursaphelenchus okinawaensis, 1518 nucleotides long. The record is from the annotation of a GenBank genome assembly. NCBI's taxonomy places the organism in Eukaryota, Metazoa, Nematoda, Chromadorea, Rhabditida, Aphelenchoididae.